This is a messenger RNA of Trichoderma aggressivum f. europaeum, 3081 nucleotides long. RefSeq lists its product as uncharacterized. The transcript has 9 exons. Gene Ontology annotation, biological process: oligosaccharide metabolic process; protein N-linked glycosylation. Lineage: Eukaryota; Fungi; Ascomycota; Sordariomycetes; Hypocreales; Hypocreaceae. Gene Ontology annotation, molecular function: Glc3Man9GlcNAc2 oligosaccharide glucosidase activity. The record is from RefSeq and is a predicted model, not a curated record. Bases 1 to 3081 code for a protein of 1026 amino acids.
AUGGUUGUUCACGAUGGCCACGAAUACCUCACCGAGGAAGAGAGGCGUUUGAAAGAGGACAGAGAGAAAACCAAGUACUGGAAGAAAUGGGGGCCCUACGUCGCCGAGAGGCAAUGGGCAACAGUACGAGAGGAUUACAGUGCCGAUGGAGACGCGUGGAGUUACUUCACGCACGACGAUGCACGAUCUCGAGCUUUCAGAUGGGGUGAAGAUGGCAUUGCCGGUGUCUCGGAUACACAUGGAUUUCAAAAUAUUGGCUUUGCCUUCUGGAACGAGGAAGAUCCCUUUUUGAAGGAGCGUCUCUUUGGACUUUCUAACCCUCAAGGAAACCACGGCGAGAGUGUCAAGGAAGCCCACUUUCAUGUCGAUAACACUCCCACUCACUCUUACAUGAAGUUCCUUUACAAAUACCCCCAAAAGCCGUUCCCUUAUGAUGAUCUCAUCAAGGAAAAUGCUCGGAGAACCAGAAACGACAAAGAAUACCAGCUUCUCGAUACUGGGGUGUUUGACGAAGAUAGAUACUGGGACAUCUUCAUUGAAACGGCCAAGGAGUCUGACGAUCCAGAUGAGCUCCUCUUCCGUGUUACCGCCUGGAACAGAGGCCCUGACCCGGCCCCCCUCCACAUCGUACCUCACGUCUGGUUCCGAAACACCUGGACCUGGGGCAGAGAGCCGGAUGAAAAGAAGCCAUCGAUUGCGGCCCAUACCGAAGACUCGGCCAAAUCAAAGCAUUGGAAGCUUGGAGAGCGAUACUUUCUUCUCUCUCCGUCUCCUGGCGUCGGCAGCUCGGGAACAGAUGUCAUGCCUAAGCUGAUGUUUACUGAAAACGACACCAAUACCGAGCUCCUCUACGAACAGCCGAACGAACAGCCCUACGUCAAGGAUGCCUUCCACAGGUACAUUGUCGGUGGAGAAAAGGAAGCUAUUAACCCUGCCCAAACAGGCACCAAAUGCGCUGCUUGGUACAACUUCAACGAGGAUGGCGGUGUCAGUCCUGGUGAAUGCGCCGUCGUUCGUUUCCGAUUCACAAAACGUGAUGAGUCGUACCUCGAUGAAGAAGAAUUUGACGACAUCAUUGAAAAACGCAGAGAGGAAGCGGAUGAGUUCUAUUACAGAAUCAGUCCUCUCCCGCUAUCUGAUGACUUGCGCAAUAUCCAGAGACAAGCCUUCUCAGGCAUGAUGUGGACAAAGCAGCAUUAUUACUUUAUCUGGGACCAGUGGGCGAGGGGAGACCCCGGCACUCUUCCUCCGCCUACAGAUCGUAUGGGUGUCCGAAACUCACAGUGGAAGCAUAUGCAUUGUGACGAUAUCCUGUCUAUGCCCGACUCUUGGGAAUAUCCAUUCUUUGCUGCCUGGGACAGCGCCUUCCACUGCAUCCCCUUGGCACAGAUUGACCCGGAUUUUGCGAAGAAGCAGCUCGAUCUCUUUACCAGGGAGUGGUACUGUCAUCCCAAUGGUCAACUGCCUGCAUACGAAUGGAACUUUGGUGAUGUCAAUCCUCCCGUCCAUGCCUGGGCCACUUUCAGAACCUUCAAGAUUGAGAGAAAGCUGUACGGACGCCAGGAUCUCGAUUUCCUUGAGCGAGUUUUCCAGAAGCUUCUGCUCAACUUCACCUGGUGGGUAAAUCGAAAAGAUGCCGAUGGCAAGAACAUCUUUGAGGGUGGUUUCUUGGGACUCGAUAAUAUCGGUCUGUUCAACCGUUCUGAGCCUCUGCCCACGGGAGGUGUCCUUGAACAGGCUGACAGCACUGGUUGGAUGGCGUUUUACUGCCUGUCCAUGCUCAACAUUGCACUUGAGCUUGCCAAGCAUCGCCGAAUCUACGAAGACAUUGCCUCAAAGUUCUUUGAGCACUUCAUCUUCAUCAGCGAUGCCAUGACCUUCCGCACAGGCCAGAAAGAUGAACAGUCUCUCUGGAACGAAGAGGACGGCUUUUACUAUGAUGCCAUUUCCUGGGGUGGCCCAUGGCUUCAGCAGCUACCUGUGAGGUCCUUGGUCGGCCUCAUUCCUCUUUAUGCCACCGCAACUCUUGAACCUGAGCUUAUUAACAAGCUGCCCUCGUUCAAGAAGAGGGUCGAAUGGUUUAUUGCAAACCGUUGCGACUUGGCAGAGAGGAACAUGGCCAGCAUCAGGAAGAGAGGGAAAGGCGACCGUAUCCUCUUGUCAAUCGUCAGCAAGGAGCGUUUGGAGAAGAUCCUAAAAAGGAUGCUAGAUGAGGAUGAAUUCUUCAGUGACCAUGGUAUCCGCUCGCUGUCUAAAUUUCACAAAGAGAACCCCUUCUCCAUGGAAGUAAAGGGGCAAGAGUUCACGGUUGGCUACGUCCCAGGAGACUCCGAUACUGGGCUUUUCGGCGGCAACAGCAACUGGAGAGGACCAAUCUGGCUUUGCGUCAACUUUUUGUUGAUCGAGUCACUCCAGCGAUUCUACCUCUUCUAUGGACCUGACUUCAAGGUCGAAUGCCCCACUGGCAGUGGCAUUUACAUGCAUUUGGGCAAGGUCUCGGAAGAGAUCCAGCACCGAUUACAGCAUCUCUUUGCUCGAGAUGACUACGGCAGGCGCAGCAUCAACGCUGGUGACGAUCGCCUCGACUAUGACGAGCACUGGAAGGACUACCUCUGGUUCUAUGAGUUCUUCGAUGGCGACAGUGGAAGGGGUCUCGGUGCCAGUCAUCAGACGGGAUGGACUGGUCUAAUUGCUCGGUUGAUCCAUGACACAGGUAUCAACUGUCGUCUGCCUCAGACUCCACGAACGCCCUCCGCCACCAUGGCGCACUACUUUGACGAUAUCUUCCAGAGACAAGUGGGCAAGGGCGUUCCUCACCCCGGUGGUGGCAGGCGCCAUAUCAGACGUUCAUCAACGGCCCGCUCCAUCGGUGCCAGAAGCGACUUUGACUUCUCCGUCAACGGAACUGACGACGACGCGCGGUCUGUCGCCAACUCGGUUCACCACGACGAUCCGGAGAGGGCCAAGGAGAAGGAAGAAGCGGACAGCCAUAUGCAUCGCUACAUUUCUGACCAGCUCUCAAGGUAUACAAACGGCGAAAAUGGCUACGAAGGAGAAGAGUUUGAGGCUCGAGCUGAGUAG